Molecule: messenger RNA, 5524 nt
Organism: Photinus pyralis (common eastern firefly)
Lineage: Eukaryota; Metazoa; Arthropoda; Insecta; Coleoptera; Lampyridae
Exons: 7
Coding region: 285-5240 (1651 amino acids)
Source: RefSeq, a predicted model, not a curated record
AGGUAAAUGUGUUGAUAUAGCGAAAAUUAUAUGGAGGAUAGGUAUGAGUCUUUCCGGUUGAUGAUAAAUUUUUAAUAGUGCAGUGUGCAGUUUGCGCGCGACGAAGUGGAGGUCGGGGUUGUGAUGCCGAGUGGUGGGGAUCAAAGUAUUUAGUUCGUGAUUUUUGUUAUUAAUCGAAGUCGAAGAAAUGUAACAAGAAUUCUCAACUCGGUAGCAUUUUUGAUAAUCUUGAUGUGACUACAGACGUUUUGUGCUGGUAUUCUCGCGAAUUUUUGAUUAAAAAAAUGAGACCGAGCGGUUUUGGAAGAUACCCAAACCACAACCAGCCAAAUAAUAGACUCCCUUUGCUGGAAAGACCAUACUGGCAGUGGCCAAAUUGGGGGAGGGUACCAAAUAUCUCGCCAAAUAUGGACGAUCGAAGAAACGAAGUUCAAGACGAUAUGCACAGAAAACCAGAAAGGAAUGAUCAAAAUUGGCGAGCAAGGGGUUGGAAAGAGUCUUAUUGUCGGUGGUACAAUAGGAAGGGGUAUCAUCUUGAUGAUGUUUGGAGAGAAAACUACGACGAUGAUGAUGGGGAUGAUGAUAAUAAAAAUAAUAAUAUACGGUGUUACCCCAACCAACAAUGUACAUUUUAUAACAGAAACCCGUAUGGAUCAUAUUCACAUAAUAACUCAUCUUACCAAAAUUACAUGUGGACUUACGGCACCCACCAAUUAAGACCUGAAUUAUAUAGAAACUCUUCCAGUAGAAGUAGGGGAAACAGCGCACAUUCCAACAAUUAUCGUUCAAAUUUUUCGGGAUACGGCCCAAGACAGAAUACGCCAUACUCAUCAAACACCGCACAAAGACGUAGUAGCUCAAAUUCGAACGCGCCAGCUAGAGAUUCUUGUAACAAUAUACUAGACGAUAAUUUACUUGUAAGACUGCAUUCGCUACAUGAUACCAAUAAUGUGCAUGUCACAAUGGAAACGGAUCUGCCCAAUUUAGAGGAACCAGUGCUAAAUUUAUCGGAAGUAAUAAAUGGUAGUGCCAAUACCAUUGCUGGUUCAAUCACUGAUACUCACAAUACUCCAGUACCGACUAAACGAUAUAAUACUAUUAAUUUAAGUACAAUUAACACGAAUGGAUCCUAUUUGCAUGACUUCCACGGAGGUUCAUCCCUUAAGCAAACGGAUAAUGUGAAUUUGGGAAAUUCGACAUCAAUCAAUGAGACUGAACAGCCUGUAUAUAGUAAUGAAAAUGGUGUGAAUUAUAAUGCAAGCGGUGGAGGUCAUCAAUUGCAUGAGGACUCCAUCGUAGAGAGCGAGGCUGUGGACCAGUCACCCAACAAUGGAGACCAUUCAUCGAAUCAAGAACACCAUGACUACGAUUUGAGUUUCUUUAACGAUUCACUCGAAGUAGAAACGGAGGUGAUUAUAGAUAUAUGUGGAGACGUAGAUGAUACAGUUGGACAAUGUGAGCAGUUAAUCGACCCAAUAUUGCACCCCGCCCCCAAUGAUUUAGACAAAAACGCAGGAUCAGUGCCCGAUAAUGAUUCCAUUCAUGAACAGAAAGAUGGCCAAACAACCGCUAAAGAUUCCGAUGCAGACGAAAGUGAAUCGCUUAGUCAGAUUAUUGAUUAUAUCAAUUCUACGGCUUUAAAUUGUGCACAAGCGUGUGCGACCGCGAUAGUCGCUCCAAAUUCCGUCUCCAUGGAGCAGUUAGAUCAAUCUUUAAUGGACGUGGAUAACAUCACAUCUACAUCUCAGACAAGUGCAAAAGUAGUAAACCAAGGGAGCGAGCGAAUAUUAGCACAUGAAAAAAGCUCUGACAAGCCUGAGCAUGUGCAGAAGCAGUCGACGGCAACCACGCACAGUUCAUGUGAAAAUGUGAAAAAAUUAACAGAAAAAAGUUUUUCUGCUAAACCACCGUGUCGAGUAUCCCAUCGCCGUAAAACGUGUACAACACACGAAGAAGCCAAGAAAGUUGCCGAUCCACCUGUAAAACGGCUCAAAAUGACUGAGGAGCCUGAAUCUAAUGCAAACGACGUAUUUUUGGAUAAAAAAACUUCCCAUAACGGUAGCAAACAUCCAAACAAACCUUCCAAGAUACAUAAACGACGAAAAACGAUUGCAGCAGAAUGGGUGAUUUGUGGUUCCUACCAAAACGCAUCCGAGUUGAAGGAACAUAAUCAAAAAAAGUCUAAUAAACCGCCAAGUGAUGAGUGUGAUCAAAUUACCAUUUACGAUCGACAUGGCGAAUUUGCUUUUGUGUCGAGUGUUGCCAAAUAUGAAUCCCUUUCGUCAGAUCAGGGAAAGGAAAAAGUUGCUCCUGUUAGAAUAGUCAAGCGUAGAAAUACCGUCGCUGUUGAAGACUUUGAACGUGCUAACCGGAAGCACACGACAAAGUCACGGAUCAAAAUCACGAAAGAGAACGACCAUGGAAGUACCAGCCAAGCAAUCGAUGUGGUCGACUCACACAAACAUUUGAAAGAAGACUCUGAAUCAUCAAGUGAAGCCUUACAGAAACAGAUACAGACGCGCAGAAAGUCAAUACCUAUCAGCUUGGUUGCCUCCAAAGAGGUACACGCAUCAAAACAAAGUACAAAACCCAGAGACGUCGGGCGUAGACCGUCAAGCGGCGGUUUGCGCACACAACACGCGCCAAGUGAAGACAGGAAUGGCGCAACCAAAAAGAAAGAACAUUUAAUGGAGCUGCGCGUACAUUUGCCGAAGCUUCCCGACGAAAAUGUAAUGAUACCAUUGAAGGAAUACGUGCCGCCGACUUACGCGAAAUCGUCCAAGAAAGCUCCGUCGCGAAACUCGAAAUUUAUUCAGUUGUUCGGCCCGGACAGUGACGAUGAUAGUAGCAGUCAAUCUAGUAAAAGAUUGAGCAGAAGUAAAUCAAGUAAACGGUCAAUCGUGGAUCGUAUGCCAUGGAAGUUGAAGAAAGUCGAUGAUUAUAUGUUAAACAUGAGCAUAAAACAUGGGCAAGAUUCAACUUGUGACGAUGUAUUUGAGACUGUUGUUGAGUUUAAUGUGGAAGGUAUGGAUAAAUUGGUUGAAGAGGUAGCGAAACGUAACGAGACUAAAAUAGAGUUGAAAACUGCCAUAGUUACUCAAAUGGCUGUGUAUUCGGAUACAGUAAUUGCGAGACAGGACUGCAAUUCUGAUACCGAAAUGGAAAGUAUAAAGGAGAUUAAUAAUCUAAUGCAGUUGCAUUGCCCUAGCAACAAUGCAAUUGACGCGGAGCAGUUAGUCUGUGUUCCCGAUAUACUUCACCAAGAACAGUUUCAGCAACCCCCAGAUGUUGUAAUGGCCUGUAGUUCUGAAGAAGUACAAUCACCUCCCGAACCCGUGCUUCUUGGCAAGCCCGGUCGUGGUCGUGGUCGUGGUCGUGGUCGCAGUCGCGGCCGUGGUAAUAGAAAAAUAACUCCAUUAAGAAAUCCACCGAGCAUGCACGUUCCUUCAUCAUUUGUCUCCCCCACGCGAUCAUCCACACAAGCGGCAAAUGUGCAAGCGAUCACAUAUAUCGAAUUUUGUGAAACACUCUGGGAGUGCAUAUUUUACAACGUGAAAAACUGCGAAAUGCUCGUUAAGCAAACAAACAGCUACAACAAAAUCAAAUCGGUGAAAAUUGAGUUAGCGCUGAAACCUUUUCACCAAACGCGCGAAAAUGAAGUGGAAGAGCUUGCUCGGUUUACGUUAAAUUUCCUGCGGAGGCGCACGAUACAUAACUUCGCAUAUAAGGAAUUUUUGAGAUCAUGUUACAAUUAUGGUGGCAGACGAGGAAUGCGGAUAACACUACCUGCUCUGGUCAAAUUUCUAUUCUCGGUAGUGCAAAAAAUCAAAGAGAUUGAAAAGCAUUUGGAAGGAUUUGUUCUAAAGUUCUGCUCUGAAGUUGAAUCAGAAUAUGAGAAUAGUGUCAGGUGGCUUAAUAUUAGGGAUGAUUUUAUUUUUCCUACAUUUCCACGUUCGCCACCACCGCCCUACGUUAGGGCAAAUUCAGAAGCUGAAGUGACAACUACUCCAGUCAGUGUUGCCAAUGCUUGCUGUCCUGCCGCGAGAUCUUCCUGUUCGCCUGUGAAUGCUUCAUCGACUUCUGUGAUAGUACCUUCUUCUACGGCCAGUGUUUCAUCUCCUCCCAUGCGGUCCUCCCCAAACUGCACGCCCCCCAUUAAUACUUCUACCGUUGAUCUCACCACAACUGAACCUCCGCCCACAACUGCGUUAGUAGUCAAACCGCCCGUGAAGGAUCGGACAACUCAUCGUUUGGGAAAUGCGGUGCUAGCCCUUCGCGAAAUUGAAUUACCCCCACCAGAACCACAAUAUGGCUUCACACUGGUGCAAAGACAUUUAUUAAACCUGCAGAUAUUGCAGUACUGUGAAUUACAUAGUCAACUUUUGGAGAGCACCCGACAGCAGCAGCAACCAAGAGAAUUAUCGCAUUAUUACUCAUCUUCUAGCGGAUUCCCAAGGCGCGCAAUUGGAGAGAAUGGACAGACUUACACUGUACCUCCACUUCCCGGACUCUCUACAAAUCCAUUGAAUCAUAACGCCGAAUUUUAUUCAUCAAAUGCCAAUCCAAAUGUGUCACAAACUUCUCAUACCAAUCCUCUGAUAAAUGACAAUUUUCGAAUUAGACUACCGCUUUUAGUACCUCACAACCAAGUCCAAAUCACGCACGUUACACCUCCGAGUACACCAGAAAUCGUAGCGACCGAAACUCCAGCACCUGUCCUAAAACGAAGCGCCAGUCCGAUCAGCACUGCCGUAGUACCUCCAAGCGCGCCGGUGGUACAGCCCAUCAAAGAGGAAGCCACUCCAACCAAACCAACUGUGAUAAAAACAAAUAAUUCUCCAUCGGCGGAAACGGCAAACCCAAGCGAUUCACGAGACAAUGAGCAAGAUGUGAAACCGGUAGUGGAACCAAUUACGGUUACCUUUGAGGAUGACGAGGUGAUCGAUGUCGAUCGUUGGUUCGUGGAAAAAAUGAAACAGUCCGACUUUAUCGACCUGGACGAUUAUGAUAUGCCUAAUGCAGACCCAGACGAGGAAGACGUAAAGGUGGAGGAACCUGCGCAAAAUUUGAUUGUACAUUCGACCUUACUAGAAGUAGAGAGGAUAUGUAUUUGUUCAAAAAGGGCGACAUUGCUUUGUCUUUGCGGACUAGCGAUCUAUUGCUCUUUGAAAUGCCAGACCGACGAUUGGUGCAAUCACGCCAACAUAUGUGCAUCAACUCGUGAAAGAAAAAAUACCUAAUUCAAAGACAAUCGUUUCCAGUUAUAUAUUAUUUACCAAAUGUUACCUCAGUGCAAUAAAUUGUAUAUUAUGUAAAUAGGUUUAUUUUUUCUAUUAAGAGAUGGACCUUUAAUAUAUAUACCAGUUUGUAUUUAUCAUUUAUUAUGGACUUUUUGUAUGUCUAAAGUAGUUAUGUUUAGAUUAUGUGAUCCAGUAUUAUCUCUGCGUUAAAAGGCAGCUUUUAGUUUUAGGAUACCUACUGUGGCAAUUUAAGUUGUGGAUGCAUUGCUCUUUUAGUUGUAUUU